AUGGCCUCGCCCGUGUUGGACGAGCCGGCCGCGGGCGCCGCCAGCAUGGCCAAGCAGCGCACGAUUCGCCUCAUGGUCUUGGGCGACGAGAAGGUCGGCAAGUCGUCGCUCAUCUCGGCGCUCGUCUCGCAGCACUCGAGCGAGCAUGUGCCCCGCGUGCUCCACGACAUUGUCAUCCCAACCGAAGAUACGCGCGAAAACGUCGUCAUCUCGCUUCACGACACAAGCUCCAACUCGAACGACGUCAUGGAAGUCAUCAAGACGAUCAACCGCAGCGAUGCUGCCAUCGUGGUCUACGACGUGAGCCGACCUAUCUCGUCCCAACGGCUAAGCUAUUGGCUCGACUUGCUCAAGGUGACCAAGGUCAUGCCCGUCGUUCUCGUUGGCAACAAGUGCGACCUCCUGCCUGGCGGCUCGGAGAUGUCCCGCGUCCAGUCCGUCUUGCGCAACUACAAGUUUAUUGUGCACAGCUUGGAGUGCUCGGCCAAGUCGCUCGUGAACGUCAAGAAGACUUUUGGUCUCGCGCAAAAGGCUGUCUUGUAUCCGAUGGGUCCCCUCUACGACGCGGAAAAGAAGCAAUUGCAACCGAUGUUUGUCCAAGUGCUCAAGCGCAUCUUUCGGCUCUUUGACGAAGACCGCGAUGGCAUGAUCAACCGAGAGGAGCUCAAUCGCUACCAGGCGACGUUCUUUCGAGCGCGUAUGAAGCAAGAAGAGAUCGACAUCCUACUCGAUCUUGUCCAACUCGUCAAGCCCGACGGUGUUGCGAUGGACAAGAUGGGCAUCUACCUCGCAGGCUUCGUGUACCUCUCGGAGCUCGCGAUCGAGAAGAACAAGCCCGAGCACUGCUGGCAGGUUCUGCGGUCGCUCGGCUACUCGGACGACCUUGCGCUCGACAUUCCGUCCGACUACAUUGAGAUCCCGCGCGAGGGCCACGAGUAUCCGAUGGUGGAUUUGAGCCCCACUGCGUGUCUCUUCCUCAAAAACGUCUUUGAGCAAUUCGCCGCCGAGGACCACAUGCUACACUGGGCGUCGCUGCAGACCAUUUUCGAGAUUGUGCCCGCCGAGAAACAGCCGCAGUGGUUCCUCAAGGCGACGCCCGCCGCAACAACGCUCGAGCUAUCGACCUGGAUGGCGCUCUGGAGUCUCGAGAUGGCCAUCUUCCCGAAAGAAACGCUGAGUCAACUCUUCUACCUCGGAUUCAGCCACAAAGCUCCCGUGGCCGUCGAAGUGUACGAUGAAGUAGCGCCGAUCAACGCGCCUCACACUCGCUUGUAG
Saprolegnia parasitica CBS 223.65 is the source of this 1275-nucleotide messenger RNA. RefSeq lists its product as hypothetical. Gene Ontology annotation, biological process: mitochondrion organization; small GTPase-mediated signal transduction; regulation of mitochondrion organization. Gene Ontology annotation, molecular function: GTPase activity; calcium ion binding; GTP binding. The transcript is spliced from 6 exons. Bases 1 to 1275 code for a protein of 424 amino acids. Gene Ontology annotation, cellular component: mitochondrial outer membrane. The record is from RefSeq and is a predicted model, not a curated record. Lineage: Eukaryota; Oomycota; Saprolegniomycetes; Saprolegniales; Saprolegniaceae.